CGCGUCCCCGGCCCCGCCGGUCCCGCCGCGAUGCUGUUCCACAGUCUGUCGGGCCCCGAGGUGCACGGGGUCAUCGACGAGAUGGACCGCAGGGCCAAGAGCGAGGCUCCCGCCAUCAGCUCCGCCAUCGACCGCGGCGACACGGAGACGACUAUGCCGUCCAUCAGCAGUGACCGCGCGGCGCUGUGCGCCGGCUGCGGGGGCAAGAUCUCCGACCGCUACUACCUGCUGGCGGUGGACAAGCAGUGGCACAUGCGCUGCCUCAAGUGCUGCGAGUGCAAGCUCAACCUGGAGUCGGAGCUCACCUGUUUCAGCAAGGAUGGCAGCAUCUACUGCAAGGAAGACUACUACAGGAGGUUCUCUGUGCAGCGUUGCGCCCGCUGCCACCUGGGCAUCUCGGCCUCAGAGAUGGUGAUGCGUGCUCGGGACUUGGUUUAUCACCUCAACUGCUUCACGUGCACCACGUGUAACAAGAUGCUGACUACGGGCGACCACUUCGGCAUGAAGGACAGCCUGGUCUACUGCCGCUUGCACUUCGAGGCGCUGCUGCAGGGCGAGUACCCCGCGCAUUUCAACCACGCCGACGUGGCGGCGGCGGCCGCUGCAGCCGCUGCGGCCAAGAGCGCGGGGCUGGGCGGAGCGGGCGCCAACCCUCUGGGUCUUCCCUACUACAAUGGCGUGGGCACUGUGCAGAAGGGGCGGCCGAGGAAGCGCAAGAGCCCCGGCCCGGGCGCGGAUCUGGCGGCCUACAACGCUGGUGAGUGCGAGGCGUACCGAGCGCCCCCGUCGGGUUGGGGGAAAAUGCGCGACGUGGACUGCCGAGAGCUGGAGUGA
Molecule: messenger RNA, 834 nt
Organism: Galeopterus variegatus (Sunda flying lemur)
Lineage: Eukaryota; Metazoa; Chordata; Mammalia; Dermoptera; Cynocephalidae
Gene: LHX2
Product: LIM homeobox 2
Exons: 3
Coding region: 31-834 (267 amino acids)
Biological process (GO): neuron differentiation; regulation of transcription by RNA polymerase II
Cellular component (GO): nucleus
Molecular function (GO): RNA polymerase II transcription regulatory region sequence-specific DNA binding; DNA-binding transcription factor activity, RNA polymerase II-specific
Source: RefSeq, a predicted model, not a curated record